GGAUUUUUAUCCCCCUCCCCCUUAUUUUUUUUAUUUUUUUUUUUUUUUCAUAAUGAGCCCGUUUUAACAUGGAAAUGUUCCCCUCUAUAAGAGGCCCUCUGCUCGCUUAGCGAUGCCGGCGGCUGUUUUCACGCGGAGCAUCUGCCCGCCUUCCCCCCUGAGCACAAAGGAGGCCCGUUCCCACCCGUUCCCACCCGUUCCCACCCGUUCCCACGCUUCCCGCGGGUUCCCGACAAGGCGGGGGGGGGGGGGGGGGAGAUCCCGCUGCAGAGCCGGCACCGCGCCGCCCCUCGCCCUGGGUGGGCUGCGCUGGGUGGGAUGUAGCUGCUGCCCUCUGGGCGAAGGAGAACCGAUGGAUCUCGCCGGUCUUUUAUCCGACAAGGCUGCCUGCUCAGCAGUUCGUGGGCCAGCGGGCGCCGGAGCCCUUGUGCCUGCCUUGAUUUAAACCCCCCCAGCGACCAGAAGCCAGCCCCGCAGCGAGGCAGAGCCGGCGGCGGUUCAUCAUGAAGGAGCAGCUUUAUGUCCCUGCAAGCGCCUGACUGGAUGGAUGCUUUUGUCUAAAGCAGCCGCAAAUAUUGCGACCGGGGGCUUGGGGUGAAGAGGGGGGGGGGGGUUGGGGGGGGGUGGGUUGGUGGAGAGCGGAGAGCGAGCUGAGACCUGCUCUCGCCAUCGCUUCGGCAAGUGCCUUUUGGCUUCUCUCCUCUUGGCAUCGCCCGGCUCCCCCGGAGACACCCCCCCCUCCUCCAGUCCCCACCGUUGCUUCGGCUACUUCUGUGAGUUCAAGGUCGGCGGGUUCCCUCGGCGGCGUUUGGGACAGGGCCCCCCGCACCGCUGGGCAGCCCGCAGCCCAUCUCGGGGCGCCCGGAGAGGCCGGGGAGGGGGGGGGGGGGGUCCGGCCGCGACCUGGACGGUCACUGAAGGGGCACCGAGGGCGCGAUGCAAGUGUCCAUCGCCUGCACAGAGCACAACUUGAAGAGUCGAAAUGGUGAAGACAGGCUCAUCAGCAAGCAGAACACCACUACCCCGAACGUAGUGAAUGCAGCCCGGGCAAAAUUCCGGACAGUGGCUAUUAUCGCUCGCAGUCUGGGGACAUUCACCCCUCAGCACCACAUUUCAUUAAAAGAAUCCACCGCAAAGCAAACGGGCAUGAAAUAUAGAAACCUUGGAAAAUCCGGACUGAGAGUCUCAUGCCUCGGGCUGGGGACAUGGGUCACUUUUGGAGGCCAAAUCUCAGACGAGGUGGCCGAGCAGCUGAUGACCAUCGCCUACGAGAGCGGCGUCAACCUCUUCGACACGGCCGAGGUGUACGCGGCCGGCAAGGCCGAGGUGAUCCUGGGGAACAUCCUGAAGAAGAAGGGCUGGAGGAGGUCCAGCCUGGUCAUAACCACAAAACUCUACUGGGGUGGAAAAGCUGAGACGGAAAGAGGCCUCUCGAGAAAACACAUCAUCGAAGGGCUAAAGGCUUCUCUCCAGAGGCUGCAGCUGGAGUACGUGGACGUCGUCUUCGCCAACCGGCCAGACAAUAAUACCCCCAUGGAAGAAAUUGUCCGAGCGAUGACACAUGUAAUAAAUCAAGGCAUGGCGAUGUACUGGGGAACGUCACGCUGGAGCGCAAUGGAGAUCAUGGAAGCGUACUCUGUAGCCAGGCAGUUUAACAUGAUACCGCCCGUGUGCGAACAAGCUGAAUAUCAUCUUUUCCAAAGAGAGAAAGUGGAGGUUCAGCUGCCGGAAUUAUAUCACAAAAUCGGGGUCGGAGCGAUGACAUGGUCUCCACUAGCCUGUGGGAUCAUCUCAGGGAAAUAUGGCAACGGCGUCCCUGAAAGCUCAAGGGCUGCACUGAAGUGCUACCAGUGGCUGAAGGAGAAAAUCGUGAGCGAGGAGGGCAGGAAGCAGCAGGUGAAGCUGAAGGACCUGUCGCCCAUCGCCGAGCGCCUGGGGUGCACGCUGCCGCAGCUCGCCGUCGCAUGGUGCCUGAGAAACGAGGGGGUGAGCUCCGUCCUUCUAGGAUCCUCCAACCCCGAGCAGCUGAUAGAGAACCUCGGAGCCAUACAGGUCCUUCCAAAGAUGACAUCUCAUAUUGUAAACGAAAUAGAUAAUAUCCUGGGAAAUAAGCCCUACAGCAAGAAGGACUACAGAUCAUAAUGCAAUGCAUGAAUUCCCUGGACUGCAUGGUUUAAAAAGUGCUCUGUACAGAAGUACAGCCCCGAAUUAAUAUCCGGUCAUCAGAAUCAUUCAGCAGCUUGCUGCUCGGUGUCUACUGUCACUGGAUCCUUCGAGAUGUGUGCUGUUGCUACUAAUCUGCAGUGAAAUUUAAAAGCACAGUUGAUCUCUCUUCUAACCAAGAAUAAUCUUGUAUUUUCUUACCUUCGACUGAAUUCAUUAAUUUUUACUUUACUCUUAGCACCUCAUGCUUGUGCUGUGAAAAACACUUGUAAAGCAAAAAAUAAUUUAUAACCUUCAGGUACUUGGUAAUUAAAGAAGGAUGUACAGAUCUAUUUUUUCAAUGCAGAAAAGCCAGAUACAGCUUAAGGUUUUAAUAAAACCACAUUUGAGAAAUCUCAACUAUGAAGUUUCUUCAGGUUAACAGAUAGAAGGGGCAAGCUCAAAUUUUCUCUUUUCUUUUUUAUGCUGACGAUAUGCUUUAGAUUCCGUUUGUAGUUGAAUAAAGGAUGUAAGACAGAGAAUUAGUUAGAAAUUAAGAUAGCUCAACUCCUAACUAUACAAUUAUUUCAGCUGUGGAGUGCUCCCGGGAAGUAUUUCUGAGUACAAGCCGGAAGAGCACAGUUAGAAAACCCGAACAUGCAUGUCAGGAUAAUAGAAACAGCAGCUGUUUGCAAAAUUCUAAUUCUACAUAAACCUUAAAUCAAGAAAUCCAUAAUAAAAUAUUGGGUUUUGCAUCUAUAGAAACCUGCCUCUACUUCUGCCUGCUUGUAGACAGAGCUAUUGCAAAUUUCAAUAUUCAUGAGCUUUUAAGGAUAUAGAUACUUAUAAAUAUAUAUAGUAUAUAGCUACUGAAAAAUAGCAGAAAAAAUCAGGUAUGUACUUUGGUGGAAGGCUACAUUUGCUUUAACUUGUUCUGGAAUCGGGCAUAAGUAAACGCAUAGUAUUUUUAAGACAUGUUUUAAACAGGUAGUUUUUUGUGAGCAUUUCAUCCCUCUACAGGAGUUGGUAGUAAGCAUUUGUGUAUUAAUUUUUGCCCAUCUUAAGAACCACGUCAUGUUUUACCAUGAGUUUGCUUUGUAAAACGCACCUCUGAUUUCGGUAAGCGUUUCUCCCUCGUAUUGAAUCGCGUACUUUGGGCACGUCCUUCCUGGGGGUACAGCUAUGUACAGUAUUUGUAGGACCCUCGUGUUCUAGUCCCCUUAACUCCAGGAUAUCUUCACGUGGGCCGCGUGAACAGAUACUAACACUUGAGUUGUCUUCUGUAUUUAAUCCAAUGAGCUAUGGUAUGCGUAAAUGAAUUUAGCUGCUGUAUAUCCAGAAACGCAGUCUGACUUUGACUUCUGCUUGGACACAAUAAAAGCAUUUUGUGCAUCUGA
Tyto alba (common barn owl) is the source of this 3539-nucleotide messenger RNA. It is a transcript of the gene KCNAB1, whose product is annotated as potassium voltage-gated channel subfamily A regulatory beta subunit 1. The record is from RefSeq and is a predicted model, not a curated record. The transcript has 14 exons. Bases 937 to 2142 code for a protein of 401 amino acids. Lineage: Eukaryota; Metazoa; Chordata; Aves; Strigiformes; Tytonidae. Gene Ontology annotation, cellular component: voltage-gated potassium channel complex; membrane; cytoplasm. Gene Ontology annotation, biological process: transmembrane transport; negative regulation of delayed rectifier potassium channel activity; potassium ion transport. Gene Ontology annotation, molecular function: transmembrane transporter binding; voltage-gated potassium channel activity; potassium channel regulator activity.